This is a messenger RNA of Hemicordylus capensis (graceful crag lizard), 3223 nucleotides long. RefSeq names its product HAUS augmin like complex subunit 3 (gene HAUS3). The transcript is spliced from 7 exons. The record is from RefSeq and is a predicted model, not a curated record. Bases 522 to 2330 code for a protein of 602 amino acids. NCBI's taxonomy places the organism in Eukaryota, Metazoa, Chordata, Lepidosauria, Squamata, Cordylidae. Gene Ontology annotation, biological process: spindle assembly; centrosome cycle. Gene Ontology annotation, cellular component: mitotic spindle; centrosome; HAUS complex.
UACCACGCACAACUGCGCACCAGCUCCUGUGAGCACGUGACUGCCAGAGUCUCGUACUCGCGACAUCCGGGUUCUGAGCGCUGGGGGCAGCGCGGGCGGAGCCGCCGGAAGCGCGCUGCCGUUGAAUGGGAGAAGGAGCCGGUGGUUGGCAAGGGACACCUCCGGGACGGAUCUGUAAAGCAAAUAAGUAUUAUUAGCACCAUAUUGUAGUGGGAGAACUGAGAAUGAGGACCUAAGGCGGCUAUACUUUGAAGUAAAGGUAAAGUAUGCAUAAAGUGUUUACCAUAGUGUGAAGAUAUAUAUAAUGAGUUUGAAGAGAAGCAGGGAGGCUGUUUUUACAAAGUGAAGCCAAAAGACAAAGAUACAAGAGAUUAUGGAGAACACAAAACAAUUUUGUGUUUUAGAGCUCCAGAGUUGAAAUCUAAACAUUUCUGUUGAUCACUCUGUACUUCUGUUUGCCUAUUUGAAGCCUAUUGGCAAACAUCUAUUAAUAUCCAAGGUUGUGGACUGAACUUGAAAUCAUGGAUUGUGGAACUCAGUUUGUUGAAACUCUCAAGAGGAUAGGUUAUUCAAAGGCAGCUUCUCUUAAUGGAGAAGACUUUGACUGGUUGUUUGAAACUUUGGAAGAUAAGUCAUUCUUGGAGUGGUUUUGUACCAGUUUGAAUGAGUAUCAUUCAUUAUCUGCAGAAGAGCUACAUUCUUUUCACACUCUCAAAUCUGCAAAGCCUGUACUAGAAGAGGAGGCUUUGGAUGAAGUUCUCAAAACUUGUAAGUCUCUUGAUAUAAACUCCAGUACUUGUGAAGAAGAAGAACAAGAAAAACUGAAAACAUUAGAAGAUGAACUUCAGAUGCUACAGAAGAUCAAACAGAGAAAGAUUCAUGAUCGUAACAAGCUUCAAGCGAUGGCCUCAACCAAUAGCCUUAUGUCCCUGAAACUUAAGGAGAUAGGAGAGGAAACAUCUAAAAACCUGAAAGAGAGUCAGGGGAUUUUCACUGCCAUUAAUACAAAGAUAAACAAUGAGCUGCAGUCUCUUAUUGAAAGAACCGAGAAGCUCACUUCUUACUUUGCUGUUGCACACAAACAGCAAGAGCUGGAUCCUCAUCCUGUGAUGUUAGCCCAACUUGCUUUGGAUCAAUACUUGUGUCAGGAAGAACGAAGCACAGCAGCGCUGACUUCAUAUACAAAAAAGCAGUUUUUCCAGGGCAUAUCUGAGUUGGUUGAAAGUUCUAAUGAAGAAAAGUUUCAGCUUGUAGAUAUACGAAAUGCAUCCGUUUGUGUUGAGACCAAGGAUGUUUUUGAGGAAAGGCAAGAGCUGACUAGACUUCAGAUGGCAUAUAUUUGUUCUCAGAACCAACUAAUUCAGCAGAAUGCUAGGUAUCUAAGCAUGAGAUCAGGUCUCCAUUGGGCAGAAGAAAAUAUUUGUUCUGUAAAGAAGAAGACUUCUGGGACAGAAGAACUUGAAGCUAGGAUUUCUAGCUUGAACAAUGAAAUUUCAAAAAUGAAAAAACAAUUGACACAUAUAAACAAUGAAACCCUACCUAUGCUGGUAAAACAGGAUGCAGAGCUAUUGAAUAUGCCAGUAGUUCGAGGUGAUUUUGAUCUACAGAUUGCUCGGCAAGACUACUACAUAUCAAGACAAGAUCAGAUUUGUAACCAGUUGAUCAAACAGAAAGCAUCAUUUGAACUUCUUCAACUGGCUUAUGAAAUCGAGUUGAGAAAGCUUAGGGAUAACAGUCGUCUACUGGAAAAUAUGGCACAAGAUCUGAAACGGAGCAGUAACUCUUUGGUGCAGACUCUAGAAGCAAUGUCUGAGCCGUCCAUAUCUGAUUAUAAAAUACCAAGAAGCGCUAUUGAUUCAAGGGAUGAUGCUACACACAGGUUAUAUGAACUAAUGGAAGGAAAGAAUUCAAAACAGUUGCUCAGAACACAAGAUGGCCUUGAGCAGAUGGCAGAAAAAUUACAUCUAGACACUGUGUCAGUCCUUGAUCAAUUAGCAGCAUCAAGCCAAGAACAAAUUCUUCUUAUGUCAAAAAUGGAUUCUGAUUUAGUUACUCUUCAAAAUUCUAUGUACUGCAAAGGAGAAAGUGUCUGUCUUAGUAACCAGGACUUGACUGAGCAAUUCCAUCAGCUGGAAUUUCAGUUGAAUAAAUUAAAUCAGCUCAUUAUGGAUUUCCUUGCUGAUAUGAAGGCUAAGAAGAGGGUUUUGGAAAAUAAUAAAUUACAACAAAUGGAAAGAAAACUGUAUAUGUAUUUUUUCAAAGAUGCAGAAUAUUUGAAGAACAUUGUGGAGAGAACUGAACAACAGGCUAAGACUCAAGUGAUGACCUGAAGAUUAAAAUUUAGAUUUUUUAAAAAAUAUAGAAUUGUAAACUCUGUUGAACUUUACAAUGUUCAAAUUAAAGGCAAGAGGAAAACAAUGGCUGUCCCUGCAGCAUCAGGAAAUCACCAUGGGGCGGGGGGACGGGACGGACAAAAGCUAUGGGGACCAUUAACUACUGGGGAGUAAAGUGCUCAGUGCAUUUCAAGCUUGAGCUCUUCAAGACAGAGUAAAAUCUGGAAAUACUCAUUCAAAACUGUGUAACAGAAAAGCAAAGCCCUUGAAGCAAGCCUAUCCAACUCCCAAUCCAGUUAAAAUAAUACUUUCUUUUUGGACUGUAAGAGCACUCUUUACUGAAAUGGGAAAACCAUAUAGGCUUAUUAUAAAGCUUCUGAUGAAUUUACACAGUUUUAGAGGAGAUCUUUCUUUGAGGUUUUGUUCUGUCCCUGAGAGAGCACCAACUUGAAAUGUGUAAGACACUUUUCUCUAUAGCUGGUUUUCUUGUUCUAGAAUUAACUGGCACAUCAUUAUAGCUCUGCAUUAUUAUGGAAUUGGAACAUGUUCUAUGCAGAUUAGAAAUAUUCUUUUGUGCAGUAUGCUUGUAAAUAUUUUAUUCUAGCAUCAUCUGCUUUGAAUUUUUAUUUCCCCAGUAUUGUACAGAUUUGUACUUAUGCAUAAUUAAGGACUAUGAUCUUUAAUCUCAAUACUACAUGUAGCACAGGUAGAGAGGCUAAGGCCACAAUUUUAAACAUACCUAUCAGGAAGCAAGUCCUAUCCAGCCUGUGGCUUAAUUCCAAGUUAAACAUAUUUAGAUUCGACUGUAAAUGUUGGUGUUAAAAUGUGAGUUCUGAUUCAAAUGAAUAUGUCAAUGCUAUUAGCACCUAAAUACAUUUUUAACAAUUCUG